AUGAUUAUUUCUAACAACAUCUCAAUCUCAGGUGGUUUAUUAUGGGAAUCAGUAAGUAGGUGGGACGUACGAAGUAGGGGAUUUAAGGUUAGGGAUAGGAUAGUUUCCGUUACUCCGAUUAAUGUUUGUUUUGCGCUUGGAUUAUCUAUUGUUGGUAAGUCCCUAGUAGUAGAAGAAAACCAACAAAGUCAAACAUUAGAUCUUUUUAAAGGGACUGAGGUAACCAUUUACAAUAUUCGCAAACAACUUCAUUACCAAAAGAAAAAAUUAGUCAAUUUUGUUAGACUUUACAUAUUACUUGCAUUUGCGGAGUUUUACUUUCCCAAAAUAGGGAAUAAGGUCUUUACCGAAUUUAUUAAGCAAUUAGAUGAUCUUGACUCACUUGAUACAUUUAGUUGGGGACUUGCUGUUUAUAACUUUAUAGUUUCUAGUUUAUGUGAGUCUUCAGUUGUGUUGAAGGAGGGAAAAAACAAGGCACAAAGACAUUUAAACGGGUGUGCUGCCAUUUUGCAGAUUUGGGGAUUCAACCACUUAUCUUUGGGGAAAGCACCUGUUGUUACUAUGUUUUCAUUUCCGCGUGUAUUGAAUUGGUCAGUUAUAACUAUGCAGAAGAAAAACAUUGAAAAAGCAUUUGACAAAAAUAUGAUAAUUGAUAGAGUGGUUGCAACAGAGAAGGAAUUGAAUUAUGACAUAGUCAAUACUGCUUUGUUUGAACAAGGACAACAAUUUGGGAAUCUGUAUGAUUAUCAAAGAUUGGUGGAUAACAAUAAAGAUUUCAAGGAGAGGAUAGCAGCUCUUGAGGAGGAAGUGAGGAUGAGGAAAGAGGCAAGAGUUAACACUCCAUUUCAGGAUGAGGAUGUUCAAGAUGAUCGACAACUUAUUAACUUUGUCACUGAAUAUGCAGUAGAGACUUCGGCUGGAGAUGUUGGACAUAACACUCCACUUAAUGAUGACACCAUUGUUGAAGAAAACCUAUCAAAGUCUAGAUCUAACAUUGCUACAAGAAUGAGGAAGAAACCAAGGAAACAUGGAAAAAGAACUAGAAUGAAUUUGUAA
Molecule: messenger RNA, 1056 nt
Organism: Lathyrus sativus (Indian pea)
Lineage: Eukaryota; Viridiplantae; Streptophyta; Magnoliopsida; Fabales; Fabaceae
Source: the annotation of a GenBank genome assembly